This is a messenger RNA of Metschnikowia bicuspidata var. bicuspidata NRRL YB-4993, 1074 nucleotides long. RefSeq names its product Dao1p (gene DAO1). NCBI's taxonomy places the organism in Eukaryota, Fungi, Ascomycota, Pichiomycetes, Serinales, Metschnikowiaceae. Gene Ontology annotation, molecular function: D-amino-acid oxidase activity; FAD binding. The record is from RefSeq and is a predicted model, not a curated record. The transcript has a single exon. The coding region runs from base 1 to 1074 and encodes 357 amino acids.
AUGUCGGACCCCGUGGUAGUGGUGGGCGCCGGCGUCAUCGGCCUCACCGUAGCGUUGCGGCUCAAACAGCAAUUCAAAAACAUCGACGUCACCGUGGCGGCCACCUUUCUCCCGGGCGACUUGGACAUCACCUACACGUCGCCAUAUGCCGGGGCCAACUGGCAGUCGUUCGCCUUGAACAGCGAUUGGCGCCAGCAGCAAAUCGACGCCGAGGCGUACCAUGAAUUUGGCCUCUUGGCCGCCGACCCCCGGUCCGGCAUCUGGCGCAAGAAAAACCGGCUGUAUUACACGCAGACGGGCCUCGACCGAGAGCACGGAAACACGGGCAACUUGGUCCCGUGGCACGAGCCUUUUUCAGGGGGACGCCGGCUCUCGCCCGAAGAGUUGAUUCCAGGCACGGUGUACGGGCGUGAGUUCGACGGCUUCGUGGUGUCGGUGCCCACCUACUUGCCCUACCUAGUGCAGCGGUGCCUUGAGCUCGGCGUCGUGUUCAAACGCGUGCCGAAAAUCACGGACAUCUCGGACGCCCGGCUCGUCCACAGCUCCGGCCGGCCGGCGCAGCUCGUGGUCAACUGUGCCGGCCUCCUCGCCUCGGAAAUCGGCGGUGUGGACGACCCCAGCAGAAACUAUGCAGUGAAGGGCCAGGUGUUGGUGGUCCGGAACGCCGUCGCAAACGUCCAGAUUGUGUGCGGCUUUGACCGCCCCGACGAGGAGCUCUACGUGUUUCCGCGCAAGGAGGGAGGCGCCAUAAUCGGCGGCUGUUUUUACGUGGACAACCGUGACCCCGCCGAAGACAAGCAGUUGACCCAGCGGAUCCUUGCCCGCGCGCUCCAGUAUCUCCCCGAGUUGGUCGACACGAGCGUCCACGGAAACCCGGGCUACAUCGAUGUGGUAGGCGUGAACGUCGGGCUCCGGCCGUUCCGUGAACAUGGGCCCCGCAUAGAAAAAGACGCCCGCAAGCCUUGGCUCAUCCAUGGCUACGGCGCCGGGGGCGGGGGCUACCAGGGCAGCUACGGCUUUGCUAAGGAAAUCGUGGCUCUUGUUGCGGAGGCGCUUUCUGCGCCAAGACUAUAG